Molecule: messenger RNA, 384 nt
Organism: Gilbertella persicaria
Lineage: Eukaryota; Fungi; Mucoromycota; Mucoromycetes; Mucorales; Choanephoraceae
Product: SH3 domain-containing protein
Exons: 2
Molecular function (GO): protein binding
Source: RefSeq, a predicted model, not a curated record
AUUGUGUUUGGGAGUGAAAAAGAGAGUAGGAUAGGAAAAUAUGCUCCUUCACAAUAUGGAAACACAGUGGGUAUAGUGGGACAACAGUAUGAAAUGACAGCCAAGACAGAUUCACCAGAACACAAUCGCGUUGCAUCACCCACUCAUCCUGCUACUGUGGAACCUAACAUGACCAGCUCGGAGAUAGCACCACCGAAUUUCGAAUACCGUGAAAAAGUACAAGCAUUGCAUGCAUAUCAAGCGAAUCCUGAAGACCCAAACGAACUGAGUUUUACCAAAGGAGAGAUUCUGGAAGUAGUUGACCGUAAUGGAAAUUGGUGGCAAGCACGUAAAUCGGAUGGUACAAUAGGCAUUAUUCCAAGCAAUUAUGCAGGUAUUUUAUAA